Messenger RNA from Triticum turgidum subsp. durum (durum wheat), 801 nucleotides. Lineage: Eukaryota; Viridiplantae; Streptophyta; Magnoliopsida; Poales; Poaceae. The record is from the annotation of a GenBank genome assembly.
AUGGCCGCCGCACUGCCACCGUCGCCGCCCGCCGCCCUCGCGGCGCUGCUGCUCCUGGUGAUGCUUUCGCCGGCCGCGGCGCGCGUCCCUGGCGUGUACACCGGCGGCGACUGGCAGAGCGCGCACGCCACCUUCUACGGCGGCAGCGACGCCUCCGGCACCAUGGGCGGCGCGUGCGGGUACGGGAACCUGUACAGCCAAGGGUACGGGGUGAACAACGCGGCGCUGAGCACGGCGCUGUUCAACGAGGGGCAGAGGUGCGGCGCCUGCUUCGAGAUCCGGUGCGAGAACCAGCCUGGGUGGGCGUGGUGCCUCCCGGGGAGGCCGUCCAUCGUCGUCACCGCCACCAACUUCUGCCCGCCCAACUACGCGCUCCCCUCCGACGACGGCGGCUGGUGCAACCCGCCCCGCCCCCACUUCGACCUCGCCAUGCCCAUGUUCCUCCACAUGGCGCAGUACCGCGCCGGCAUCGUCCCCGUCUCCUACCGCCGGGUGGCGUGCCGGAAGUCUGGCGGGGUGCGGUUCACGAUCAACGGGUUCAGGUACUUCAACCUGGUGCUGAUCACGAACGUGGCGGGGGCGGGGGACCUGGUGCGGGCCAGCGUGAAGGGGUCCAGCACCGGGUGGAUGCCCAUGUCCCGCAACUGGGGCCAGAACUGGCAGUCCAACGCCAUCCUCGUCGGCCAGGCCCUCUCCUUCCGCGUCACCGCCAGCGACCGCCGCACCUCCACCUCCUGGAACGCCGCGCCGCAGAGCUGGCGCUUCGGACAGACCUUCGAGGGCAAGAACUUCAGGGUCUGA